GCUCGCACGUCCAUCGAUCAGCCUUGUGUCUCUCGUGUUUUGGAGGCGUGACACUUCAGUGCUUCCUCGUAGCCUUGAGCCUGUCCCGACUCCCUUUUCGAAGAAUGUACGCUUCUCGUGCGCGGCAACUCUCACCGAUCCGAGAGGCCCAAGAUAUCCCAGCUGUCGAUGCGACUUGAAGCGCGUGAGGGACGGCGUGGAGGAUCUGCCAGAAGCUUCCUCCUUCAACACUCUGUCCAUGGCAUCGCCCAGUGCCUCCCAGCCAUCCCCAGACCCAUCAAAAUGAUCUCAUCGAGUCAUCGCCGCUCACGACCAGCUUUCGAUACUCCGACCACUCGAGCAGCACAUAUCUCUUCCUUUUGAUUUAGACAAAUCGUGGACCAAAUGGCACAGUCCUUCCUUCAACAGUCGCGGUUGCAUCUGGGUGCAGGUAGAUUGUUACGCCAACUUUACCAGGGUAGCAAAGCUCUGUUCGAGCUUGUCGAAAUUCACAUCAACUCUCCAGCAGGAUAUCUUCUUACGGGCUUGACUUUCUUCCUGGCAGGCACCUUCCGGGGGCAAUGGCUACUAGGGAACAUGAAGCCAGAGUACUUCAAAAUCCUUAGCAGCUCAAAACGAGACCCGCUAGAAGCAACAAUCGUACACACCCAGCUGACGGAUGGUUCUAUUACACUGUGGUCCGUGUCAAUACCUGCCACUAAUACGGUCAACAAAAUACGUCUUCUUGAAUUGAUGCCGCGAAGCCAAGCAAACCCCACCUCGGUCAAUUGCAACUUUCAUCAUUUUUCACUCAAGGAGAUCCAGCCUUAUGUCUGUCCUACACGUGGGGCAAGGGUGCAAACAACACUCAUUCGAUCUGGAUUAGUGUACGGCGGCUUCUCACAUCCCGCAAGGUGUACAAAAUGUUGUUUGAUGUGGGUACGUGGAAGGCAGAACCUAUCUUGAUCUGGGUGGAUGCUGUUUGUAUCAAUCAAGUCGACCUCGAAGAAAAGAACAGACAAAGUAGGCAUGAUGAAGCCGAUCUUUUCAUGGGCAUAUCUGUUGUAGUUUGGCUUGGCGAUUCUGCAGAUUCCGGGAUUGCGAUGGAGGUGAUUGACGACGUCGAUAUCACCAUAGGCACUGCCUUGGCCGGUGUCACUCGUUCGGAGUACCUGGAAGAACAUAAGGACUUGCCCAAAAAGGACACCAGCGGAUAUCGGGGUAAACCCAU
This is a messenger RNA of Hyaloscypha bicolor E, 1210 nucleotides long. RefSeq lists its product as uncharacterized. The record is from RefSeq and is a predicted model, not a curated record. Lineage: Eukaryota; Fungi; Ascomycota; Leotiomycetes; Helotiales; Hyaloscyphaceae. The transcript has 2 exons. The coding region runs from base 385 to 945 and encodes 186 amino acids.